Molecule: messenger RNA, 1410 nt
Organism: Funneliformis mosseae
Lineage: Eukaryota; Fungi; Glomeromycota; Glomeromycetes; Glomerales; Glomeraceae
Source: the annotation of a GenBank genome assembly
AUGAAUGGUGAAUAUACUUCUCAGUACCUUCAAACGAAUGGAAAUAGUCCCUUCACGGAAGCUGUUUCACAGCAAAUGAAUAUUAGUUAUGAAACGCAACAACACCACUCUACUCUCCCCUGGAUGGGUUCCGAUCAGCAACUUGCUCUCAAUCACACAAUGAUUUCAGGAGCUACAAUCGCACCACCGACGACUUUGAAUGCUUCUAACGUUGUCACAACUCCAUCCAAACCUCUUUAUCAUGCAUCAAACUCUGAAACAAAUAAUAACUUUGUACAAGCACCGGUUGUCGGUUCAAACGUCAGGAAACCGAAUACCGUUAAGCAGGAAAGUAGCGCAAUUACGAAUGCAGACACGCCUGUUACAACAAUUGGAGGAAUCAUGAUUGGAUCAAAUAACAAUAGAUCUCCGGAAUAUGUCGACUAUACCCAAAAAUGUGUGCAAGUGAUACUUGAGAUAAAUUACGAAUUGAUUCGUGUAUGUAUUGAUUAUCAAAGUAAUGGAUCGGUUAAUGACCAAGAUCUUGCAUUGUACAAAUCACGUCUUCAAGGCAAUUUAUCAUACUUAGCAACUGUUGCAGAUGAGUAUAAUGGAAACCCUCGUAAUGAAAUAAAGCAAAAGGUGAUCCCUGAUUUAUCCACUUUACCAAUACCUCGUAGUAGCUAUGGACAAAAGAUAAAUACCCUUCUUCAGCGAGCUGUUCAGGUUUUCGCUCAAAAUAAAAAAUAUCAUAGAGCAAUACCUGCAAAUUCUUCCACCGUUAACAACAAUGUUUCUAACAUUAACAAUAUUUCUAGUACGUUAUCGUCUAGUCAAAUGUUGGAUCCAACAUAUCAACAACAACAACACACCAAUUCUCAACAUCAGAACAUGGUGGCAACAAGUAAUAUUUCUGAUUAUUCGAUGAUGAAUGCAACAAAUCCAGAACAAUCAUAUCCGGUGUCGUUACCACCUUUGGGAAACAUAUCAAUUGGAAAUACGGGUGUCGGGAACGGAGGUAAUGGUAAUGCACAGGGAUCAGGAAUACUACCUUCUAUUGCUGGACUGGGAGAUCAAUACGGAAUGCCAACAGCUCAACAACAGCAGCAGCUUCAACAGUUACAAAAUGUUGGAUUUGCUGGAUUCGGAGGUACUGGUGCAGGAAUAAGUGGUACUGGAUUUGGUCCCGCAAAUACUUUUAGCAUGAUGCGAUACCCAAGUACCGGUGGAAAUGGAAUGGGAAAUGGUUCAAUGACUGGAAAUUCAUUGUCUAGCACUGUAUUAAGUGGUGGGAAUAGUUUAUCCAAUAGUCUAGGAAAUAACAAUAUUGGAAUUAAUGCUAUUGGUAGUAAUAGUUAUGGAAGUAAUACCAUUGCAGGAAAUACAUUAGGUUUACCAAGUAUGAUGAAUCAUGAUAAUAGUAUGGGAUAA